GGCUAGCCAGGGCUCCAGCUCCUGUCGACGUGGUGCCGGCUCGGGGCGCCUUUGCCGAGCGGAGCUGAAACUCGCGGCUGUUGCUGCUAUGGGGCUGCGUAAGAAAAACAAGACACCGCCGGUGCUCAGCCAUGAAUUUAUCAUCCAGAACCACGCCGACAUCGUGUCCUGUGUCGCCAUGGUCUUCUUGCUCGGGCUUAUGUUCGAGAUGACUGCUAAGAUAGCUGUUGCUUUCGUCACUCUUCAAUACAAUGUUACAUUGCCUGAAACAGGUGAAAAGAUGGAUCAAGUUAUUCUUUAUCAUUAUGGCUUUAAGGACUUGGCUACAAUUUUCUUUUACACAUUGGUUGCUAUCAUUCUGCAUGCCAUCUUGCAAGAGUAUGUGCUUGAUAAAAUCAACAGGCGAAUGCACUUUUCAAAAACAAAGCACAGUAAAUUCAAUGAAUCAGGACAACUCAGCGCCUUUUACUUGGCUUCUUUUGUCUGGGGAGCAUUUAUUCUAGCCUCGGAAAAUUAUGCAUCAAAUCCUACUAAUUUAUGGGAAAGCUAUCCACACACAUUGAUGCCAUUUCAGGUGAAAUUUUUCUAUAUUGCGCAGUUGGCUUAUUGGCUUCAUGCUUUGCCAGAACUUUAUUUCCAGAAAACCCGGAAGGAAGAUAUUCCCCGACAGCUUGUGUAUACCAGUUUGUAUAUUUUCCACAUUGCUGGAGCUUAUCUGUUAAACCUGAACCGUUUUGGCCUGGUACUUAUGGUGUUGCAUUAUUUUGUGGAACUUUUGUUUCAUGUUUCUCGUCUGUUUUACUUCAAUAAUGAAAAGAAUGAAAGGGGAUUCACCCUUUGGGCUUUCUUGUUUGUCGUGGCACGACUGCUUACCCUAUCUCUUUCUGUCCUCACAUUUGGAUUUGGCCUUGCUGGAGCUCAAAAUCAAAGUUUGGAUUUAACCACCGGAAACUUUAAUAUCUUGGCUGUGAGAAUAAGUGCCCUGGCUGGUAUUUGCCUGACACAAGCAUAUAUGAUGUGGAAAUUCAUUAACUUCCAACUCAAGAGGUGGAAAGAACAUGCACAAAUGCAGGCUCUAAAAAAGAAAGCUACCAAUACAAAGAGCAAAGCUACCAAAAAAGAAAAUAAAGCUAAUGGAGUAAAUGGGGUCAUCACUUUUGAAGAUAGAGACUCUCCACGUGCAAGAAAAGUAAAAUCUUCUUGAAAAUUUGACUACAUUGGUACAUAACUUGCCAAUUUCAUGAUUUGUUUCCACAUUUAAAAAAAUCUCCUCAAACGUUACUCAUGUGCUGCAACAAGCAACAUUUACUUCCAAAUACUUGUGUAAUGCUGUACAUUGGAAAGCCAAUAAAACUAAAGGGAAGGGAAAAUGGAGGGUGGGAAAGUGACUUUUUAUUCAAAUAAUUCCCGUCUAAGGAAUUAUUUCUUGAAUGGAGACUUUAUUUUUGACACUCUUUUUGUAAAAUAUUGCCCCUUAGCAGCUCCAAUGAAACUAUGGAAGGGAAGCAACUUCAAGGUGUUGAGAGAUCUUGUUUGAGAGCCACUAGCCUUGAGAAACCACAUUAUGGCUAGGGAUUCAGAUUUCCUAACCCAUAAUGUAGUUUCUCAGGUUUGAUCGUCUCUGUUGUGAUUCUGCAGAGAACCACACUUCCCUGAAAAUUUUUGUUUAAGAAAUGGUACAACUUCUGGGGAUACAGCAUGGAAUCUUUGAUAAUAGGGGACUGCAGUUGCAGAUCUCUCUGCUAUUAAGAAACUUGUGUGUGCUAAUUUGACAAAAACAAAACGUAUGCUACAACUUGGGGAUGGGAUGGGGUGGUGGGGUGGGGGGAGAGACUUGUUUGGGUGAUGCAGUUAACCUGGCUCUCUGAGGAACAGCACUUGCAGGGGACACAUUUACAGACAUUGCAGAGUGCAGUCCCUAAUUUACUGUGAUCUGCCCACUAGAAGUGCUAGCGACUGUUCUGGCAAGCAUGGCCAAGGUCUCACAGCAAUUAAAUAGAAAAAUUAAGAAUUUUGCAAGCAUAAUAUAAAACUGUGAGCUGCAAAGUUAGAAUUCAGGCAGUGACACUUUGUGAAAAAUAAAAUUUAUUUUUAACGUU
This is a messenger RNA of Hemiscyllium ocellatum (epaulette shark), 2099 nucleotides long. It is a transcript of the gene tram1, whose product is annotated as translocation associated membrane protein 1. Bases 89 to 1204 code for a protein of 371 amino acids. The record is from RefSeq and is a predicted model, not a curated record. The transcript is spliced from 11 exons. Gene Ontology annotation, cellular component: endoplasmic reticulum membrane. Gene Ontology annotation, biological process: protein insertion into ER membrane; SRP-dependent cotranslational protein targeting to membrane, translocation. NCBI's taxonomy places the organism in Eukaryota, Metazoa, Chordata, Chondrichthyes, Orectolobiformes, Hemiscylliidae.